Messenger RNA from Dalotia coriaria, 3050 nucleotides. RefSeq names its product pre-mRNA processing factor 6 (gene Prp6). NCBI's taxonomy places the organism in Eukaryota, Metazoa, Arthropoda, Insecta, Coleoptera, Staphylinidae. The transcript has 5 exons. The coding region runs from base 125 to 2926 and encodes 933 amino acids. Gene Ontology annotation, biological process: mRNA splicing, via spliceosome; spliceosomal tri-snRNP complex assembly. Gene Ontology annotation, molecular function: protein binding. Gene Ontology annotation, cellular component: U4/U6 x U5 tri-snRNP complex; catalytic step 2 spliceosome. The record is from RefSeq and is a predicted model, not a curated record.
UAGAAGUCAAUAUUGUGAAAACGUUUGUUUGCGUUGUUUGUCCACGAAGAAACACAAAUGUUCUCGGUUAUAUUAUACUGAUAAAUAAAAAUUAGUGCUCACCCUCGGAUAAACAGCAUUCAGGAUGGCAGCCCCACCGCAGGCUCUAGUAAAUCGCAACAAGAAGCACUUUCUCGGCGUUCCGGCACCCCUAGGUUAUGUGGCUGGUGUCGGCAGAGGUGCGACUGGCUUCACCACUCGGUCGGAUAUUGGUCCAGCCCGCGACGCCAACGACGUUUCCGACGACCGACACGCACCACCUCUAACAAAACGCGCCAAAAAGAAAGAUGAGGAAGAGGAGCAGGAGGAAGAAGAUUUAAACGAUUCAAACUACGAUGAAUUCACCGGCUACGGCGGCUCGUUAUUCUCCAAAGAUCCAUAUGAUAAAGAUGAUGCUGAAGCAGAUGCAAUCUAUGAGGCAAUUGACAAGAGAAUGGAUGAGAAAAGAAAGGAAUACAGAGAGAAAAGGCUCCGUGAAGAACUGGAAAAAUUCCGUCAAGAACGCCCCAAGAUCCAGCAACAGUUUUCCGACCUGAAACGCGAUCUCAUGCAUGUCAGUGAUGAUGACUGGAAGAGUGUUCCAGAGGUAGGUGAUGCGCGCAAUAAAAAACAACGUAAUCCGCGCGCGGAAAAAUUCACGCCUUUACCAGACAGUGUAUUAUCACGUAACCUGGGCGGAGAAUCAUCCUCUACCCUAGAUCCUUCCUCUGGUUUAGCUAGCAUGAUUCCCGGCUCCGCUACGCCGGGUUUACUUACACCUACCGGCGAUAUGGAUCUGCGUAAAAUCGGCCAGGCGCGUAAUACGCUCAUGAAUGUUAAGUUAUCACAAGUUUCUGAUUCUGUCACUGGUCAAACAGUGGUAGAUCCCAAGGGUUACCUCACAGACUUACAGUCUAUGAUUCCUACCUACGGUGGGGAUAUCAAUGACAUCAAAAAAGCGCGCUUGUUACUUAAAUCAGUUCGUGAAACAAAUCCGAACCAUCCACCUGCAUGGAUCGCCUCCGCACGACUUGAAGAAGUCACCGGGAAGGUUCAAGCCGCUCGCAAUCUCAUCAUGAAAGGUUGUGAGGAUAAUCCACUGAGUGAAGAUCUCUGGUUGGAAGCAGCGCGUCUACAACCGCCGGAAACAGCAAAGGCAGUGAUUGCGCAAGCGGCUAGACAUAUUCCCACUUCGGUUCGUAUCUGGAUUAAGGCUGCUGAUGUCGAAACAGAGACGAAAGCAAAACGGAGGGUGUUCCGCAAAGCAUUGGAACACAUUCCCAACUCUGUACGUCUUUGGAAAGCUGCUGUGGAGUUGGAAAAUCCAGACGAUGCGAAAAUUUUACUUUCGAGAGCAGUGGAAUGUUGCCCGACGUCAGUGGAGCUUUGGUUGGCGCUUGCCCGACUGGAAACUUAUGACAACGCUAGGAAAGUCCUCAAUAAAGCCAGGGAGAACAUUCCGACAGAUAAACAAAUAUGGACCACUGCUGCAAAGCUCGAGGAAGCAAAUGGUAAUCAUCAUAUGGUAGACAAAAUCAUCGAGAGAGCUAUUUCAUCCCUCAGCGCAAAUGGAGUCGAGAUCAACAGAGAUCAUUGGUUUAAAGAGGCCAUCGAGAGUGAGAAAGGCGAGCAUGUGCAGUGCUGCAAGGCUAUUAUUAAGUCAAUCAUCUCACAUGGCGUGGAACCAGAGGAUCAGAAACAUACUUGGAUGGAAGAUGCAGAUAAUUGUAUUAGUCAGAACGCGAUUGAAUGCGCACGUGCAGUGUACACGCAUGCGCUGGCGGCUUUCCCUGGUAAGAAGACUAUCUGGUUGAGGGCGGCGCAUCUUGAACGGAAUUAUGGUACCCGUGAGAGUUUAGAGAACCUACUUCAGAGAGCAGUUGCGCAUUGUCCUAAAAUGAGGUUUCAAUUGUGGCUCAUGGGUGCCAAAAGUAAAUGGUUGGCUGGUGAUGUGCCUGCUGCGCGUGGUAUUCUCUCUUUAGCCUUUCAAGCCAACCCCAACAGCGAAGAAAUUUGGUUGGCUGCGGUCAAAUUGGAGUCCGAGAACCAUGAGUAUGAGCGUGCGCGUAAGUUACUUGCCAAAGCUCGUGGUUCUGCACCAACUCCACGUGUUUUAAUGAAGAGUGCUAAGUUGGAAUGGCUAUUGAACGAUUUGAAAGCCGCGCUUGUUCUGUUGGAAGAAGCAUUGAAAGUAUUUCCGGAGUUUUCUAAGCUGUGGAUGAUGAUGGGUCAAAUCUACGAGCAGCAAAAUGAUCCUGAGCGUGCAUUCUCCACAUACAAUCAAGGCAUUAAGAAAUGCCCGACAGCGAUUCCUCUGUGGAUGUUACUCUCAAGGUUAGAAGAAAGCCGCGGAUUGUUGAUCAAAGCACGCUCUGUGCUGGAACGUGCUCGUCUAAAGAAUCCCAAGUCUGAACUGCUGUGGUUGGAGGCAAUUCGCGUUGAAAUGCGCGCUGGUUUGCGAGAUGUUUCUAUGUCGAUGAUGGCGAAGGCACUACAGGAGUGCCCGACGUCCGGUCGUCUGUGGGCCGAGGCGGUGUUUAUGGAACCGCGUGCACAGCGCAAGUCUAAAUCGGUGGAUGCGCUCAAGAAGUGCGAGCAUGACCCUUAUGUAUUGCUUGCGGUCAGUAAGCUCUUCUGGACAGAGCGCAAACUGACUAAAUGUCGCGAAUGGUUUGCGCGUACGCUUAAAAUUGAGCCGCAUUUCGGGGACGCGUGGGCAUUUUGGUAUCGCUUUGAGCAGCUUCAUGGUACACCCGAGCAGCUGGAACAGGUAAGACAGCGCUGCUUAGCUGCAGAAACAUACAACGGCGAAUUAUGGUGUGCCGUCAGCAAGGAUAUUCGCAAUUGGACACUUACUACUGAGCAAGUGUUACAAUGUGUUGCCAAGCAAGUUCCAAUUCCAGUUUAACUUAUGACAAACGGUUUAUUCAUAAUGAUAAAAUGAAUUAUCAUGGAGAACAUAAAUGACUUACAUUUAUUUUUGGUAGUUACUAAGAAUGAUGCAAAGUAUAAACAACCACAGUUUAAACUAA